CGUUUCACACCGAGUUCGUCACGCUGUUGAUUUAUUACAGAUACGAGACCAGCGCAGGUACAUUCUAGGAAUAUCUUGGUGUUGCAAAUUUCUGAGGAGUGUGUAAUUCUUGUCUUCAUAUUUCUGUCUAAAUAGCCAUCCUGAACAUUUGGUUGUAAAUUAAUAGUGUAUAUUCAUAAAAAAAAUCACAGACUUACGUUUGAUAUUCAAUAUAAGCCUGGAUAUACAAUGGUAAUUGCUUCAUUAUUAUGGUGAAUGGAUCUUGAUAUCAGGAGUGGACAGAAUCUAAACAUUCGACUUUACUUCAAAGAACCAUUUAACCGAAUAUUAUUUACCAGCUGUUCAUGCCUCUUUUGUCAGGGGGAAAGAGCACGUGUUAAUGAGUUAUAAUUGACCUCGUACAGAGAGAUACUGGACAAUAUAUCUGAUAUGUUGACGUAAGCUUGCUGGAACAGGCGUGCGUGCUGUGGACAGGUAUUGAUUGUGGUUGAUGAUGCUGGACAGACGCUGAUCCUUACGCCAAAGGACUGCUGACCACCAAUAAUUUCAGGAGAUCAGAGCAUUAAACUGAAACGAAGAUGAUUUGGAAUUAGCCUUCAGUUCCACGAAGAGCUACUUACCUAAACAACUUUAUUGGCUUAUACUAUUUGAAUAUUUCCACGCGUACAAUGGCUCCAUCACUGACCCUAGCAUGGUAAGGACCUGGAAGGUUGGUAGUGACGAAGAUUGCAUCAGAAGUCAGGCUGACCAAAGUUUGCAAAUAGAAGGAGGUGUGUACUGCAAUGCAACAUGGGAUACUAUUUUAUGCUGGCCGGCUGCCCGGGUUGGAACUGUCACCUUCCUACCCUGCCCUCAAUUUCCUGGGCUAGACGCCACAAAGCACGGUUUCCGAAGAUGUGGAGCGGAUGGUCGUUGGGAGGGGAAAUUCCCCGGAGAUUACUCCAACCCAAAAGGUUACACAAAUUAUACCAAUUGCUACACACCAGAGGCUUACGACAUUUGGAAGAAGUUUUACGCCAACAAGUCUUCAGCUCAGAGACAGAUGAUCAAGGACAUCGUGGUUGGUACCAGGACAAUGGAGAUUGUUGGGCUAUGGGUGUCGCUUGUGUCCUCGUUAAUAUCGCUUUUCAUCUUUAGUUAUUUUAGGAGUCUUAGAUGUCAUCGAACCAGAAUCCAUCGAAACCUGUUCGUGUCCAUCAGUGUGCAGACUAUUGUGCGUCUGAUACUAUACGUUGACCAGUUUGUGGCUCAGGCUGGAGGGCGGCCGACUGUCGGCACCACUGGCAUGAGUGAGGGUGCGACCAUAUUUGAGACUCCCGUGCUUUGUGAGUUCCUGUAUGCAAUGAUUGAAUACACUAAGACAGUGCAGUUUAUGUGGAUGUUGAUAGAAGGCCUCUACCUACACAAUAUGAUCGCUGUGUCUGUCUUCUCGGGGCGUCCAAACUACAUCGUCUUUUACUUGAUGGGAUGGGGUAUCCCACUUCCGUUCACUGUCGUGUGGGUUGUUACGAUGGCAUUUAGUCACACAGCCAGAUGUUGGUUUCCGUAUUAUUUUCUGCCUUAUUAUUGGAUAAUAGAAGCUCCUAGGGUCGCCGUCAUAGCGAUCAAUUUAUUAUUUUUACUUAACAUUAUCCGUGUAUUGGUGAUAAAACUAAGAAGAAGUCAAACUAACGAACCGCAAGUGACCAAAGUCAGAAAGGCGGUGAAAGCGGCGCUAGUACUCCUACCGUUGCUAGGUAUCACAAACUUCGUCGUUAUGACGGACCCUCCUGCUGAUGACGUCAUCAAGUUUGGGAUCUGGUCGUACACAACAUAUUUCCUCGUGUCAUUCCAAGGAUUUCUUAUAUCAUUACUCUACUGCUUCCUCAACGGGGAGGUACAGCUAACUCUACGAAAACGCUGGGAGAGGUACCGGCAUAGUCGAGUGGUACAAUCAGCCAGCUUUAGACGACUCAGCCGAUCCUUCUCUGUCUUCACAUCAAUAACUGAGGUCCCAAACACAUCAGUUAACCAGAAUCGCCGCUCAUCAGCCCUUCCUAUAUCAAAUGGCAAUGUUGUUCCGCUUCUGCGCGGUAUGAUUGUACGCCGCGAGUCCCGGAUGUGACGAUACUUUUCAUGGAACGACAUCGUACAUAUUCGUACCGUACGUUCCAGAUGUUAGUACCACAUCCUACAAGUCACGUGGUUUUAUUCGGAGCCACAUAAUUAUUUGGAUUUAGUCCCUGAACAUGGAUCAUCGUUAAACGAACCAAGACACAUCAAUAAAUAGCAUGAUGAAAUUAUAGAUAAAUCAUUAAUCUAUACGGCGUUUGGAAAGUUGAACAGGAUCAACCGAAUGCUUUGUGCUAUGAGAUCAUGUUACUGAAUCCGGUUGUAUUACACACUAACGUAUUUAUAUUGUAGUGUGUCAAAUGACGAUUAUUUGAUUAUGUAGGCAUAAAAGGUGAUGUAUUUAAGUAAGUGAAUAUGACAAGUCUAGAAAUUCCCUUAUCUGAUUCAUAUGUCUGCAUUGGAAUCAUUCUUGCAAUACUUGUAGUUUAUGUGUGUUAUAUAAUUGUAGACAAAACUGUCAUUCAAAAUUUGAAUACAAAUGUGUUUGUCUAUACCAUAUACCAUUAUCUUUAUGAUAAUUAACAGUAUAUUUUCAUGUAACAAAUAUUAUAGAAUUAUAACGUUUUCUUUUAUAUUUCGGUGUUAUGAUCACUUUAAAACAGUUUUUUAAACCGACAUUUACGAUUAUUAAGAACUAAAGCAAUCUUCAGAUUUGCCCACAUUGUUACAAAUAUGCUAUAUUGUUGAUGUUGUCACUAUUAAAUGUUAAACGUCAAGCAUGUAUUACUACAAUGGCAUUUUUGACGUAGUUUCUGGAAUUGCUGAACGCUAUAUAAUAUAUUAUAUUAUAUUCAUGUUGCUAGACAAAUAAUAGAGAUUAAAUAGACAGUUUUCCUUCGUUUCGCUAAUUAUUCUAUAAUUCCUGCAUGUUGUUGAAAAUUAUCUGUCGAGCUUGAUAUGUACAUACGAACAAAUUAGGAUACAAAGUCAGUGUGUUAUUGUGAACCAUUCUCCUUAUUUAUGUGUAAAUUUUGAUUUUCAAAAAUAAAACAUAUUCUUCUUUAUGCAACAUCUAUCCACUAGAAUGGGCUUGUUAAGAAUUCCAGUCUGAUAAAACAUCGGACUCCUUCGUUACAGCGCUUCCAGCUGCUUUUUUCAAAGUAUGUGACAGUAUGGGCCACUCUGAAAUAUGUGAGAAAUAAGGUUCAGAUCCAUUAAAUCGACAGGCUUUGAUUACCGUUAAUAUCCAUUGUGAAGCAACCUUUUAUUGCGUAAAAUUAAUUACGCUAACGUUAUACGUUAUUGAUUGCAAAUCUGAUUAUUGAUAUGUAUUCAUGUAAUGCAUUGCAAGUAAAUGACAUAUCAAUCAUUUAUCAAAUGACGCUUUUUCCAAGACAGUACGACGGCAAGAGAGCCGACAAAGGAGGCAUUAAAGUGCAUUCUAGCUUACAUGAUGAUGGUAUAAAUUGCCAUCGGCAUUUCAUUAACAAUAAAUGAAAUAUUUGUUUAGUUGUUGAAACAUCAAUGGUUAAGAUACAUUGGGUUUUUAAACUGCAGCAAUUUUUUCAUAAUUUUUUUGCGAAUCCAGCAAGGUUUUCAGACGUCCGUUGUGACAUUAGAACGCUUUUGCUUUAUUUUUCAUGGCAUUAUAUAUGUAUGAAAUACGUAAUUUCAUGUGUUCAAUUCAAAUAAAGUCUUCAUAUAACUCUGUGA
This is a messenger RNA of Pecten maximus, 3765 nucleotides long. RefSeq names its product PDF receptor-like. The transcript has 13 exons. Gene Ontology annotation, biological process: cell surface receptor signaling pathway; adenylate cyclase-modulating G protein-coupled receptor signaling pathway. The record is from RefSeq and is a predicted model, not a curated record. The coding region runs from base 692 to 2104 and encodes 470 amino acids. Gene Ontology annotation, cellular component: plasma membrane. Gene Ontology annotation, molecular function: G protein-coupled peptide receptor activity. Lineage: Eukaryota; Metazoa; Mollusca; Bivalvia; Pectinida; Pectinidae.